AAAUAACGCAAUGUGCGAUUAUUGUCUGAGUGAGUCCAGCCAUGUCAUGUUUUCAGUUAUUUGGUUUUGCCAUUGAUAUGAUAUACUUGCAUUAACUGAACAGCCUAUUGUAAACUGAAUUACUACAGAGAUUCUAACUCAGAACCUUCUUUUCCCCGCAGAAUACCAGGGGAGCUAGAGGCAUAUACUGCCAAAUAAACCUCCAGGUACCACUCCUGAGGUUGUACUUUAGAGGACCACUCUACCCAUGGCUGGGGCAGGGAAGUGGAGAUGCUGGUGUUCCUCUACUGGCUGGCUAGUGCCACAUCAUACCGUGUCGUGGCAGAGGCUUUUGCGAUUCCAACGCAAACAGUCUUUGACUUGGUGCACAAGGCCAGUAAGAGGGUCCUUGCCAUUGUGAAGCGGGUGAUCCGUUUCCCCACUGCUGCAGAGAUGGACGGAGUUGGCGCUGGUUUUGCUCGCCUGGCGGGGUCGGCAGUGUUUGCUCGUGUGGCUGGCAGCAUUGAUGGCUGCCAUGUGAGAGUGGUUGCUCCAGCAGCACACGAGCAGGCAUAUUUAAACUGCAGGCUCUUCCACUCGAUCCAGUUCCAGGCUAUCUGUGACCGCAGGGGGAAGUUCCUGGACGUCUUCGUGGGUUACCCUGGAUCAGUCCAUGAUGCACGUGUCCUCAGGCACUCUGAUGUCUAUGUUCAUCAGCUGUACCCCCCCACAGGCAUGGUUCCUCAUUGGAGACGGUAGAUACCCCUGCAUCCAAGAUUGCA
Messenger RNA from Labrus mixtus (cuckoo wrasse), 761 nucleotides. RefSeq names its product putative nuclease HARBI1. The coding region runs from base 271 to 738 and encodes 155 amino acids. The transcript is spliced from 2 exons. NCBI's taxonomy places the organism in Eukaryota, Metazoa, Chordata, Actinopteri, Labriformes, Labridae. The record is from RefSeq and is a predicted model, not a curated record.